AUAAAGGCUCACUUCCUGUCAACGACACAAACCCGGAAGUAAAAUUGAAGAAAGACUGUUUUGAUUCUACGCAGAAUUUUGAAAAUGGCAGACGAGGAGGACGAGACCGGCUUUGACGAAGAGUUGGACGAGAGCUGCAGCGGCGUGGAUGUGUGCCACGGCCGUCGAAAGAGGCUCUUCUCCAAGGAGCUGAGGUGCAUGAUGUACGGCUUCGGGGACGACCAGAACCCGUACACCGAGUCGGUGGAUAUCCUUGAAGACCUGGUGAUUGAGUUCAUCACAGAAAUGACCCACAAAGCCAUGUCCAUCGGGCGCCAGGGUCGCGUCCAGGUGGAGGACAUCGUUUUCCUCAUUCGAAAGGAUCCCAGAAAGUUUGCCAGAGUCAAAGACUUGCUGACCAUGAAUGAGGAGCUCAAGAGGGCUCGCAAAGCUUUCGACGAGGCCAACUAUGGCUCCUAAAUUGUCAAAGGGAUGAUCAAAUAACAUGGAAUGUGAAUGCAAUUCCGCAUUCACUGUUAUUUGAUCAUCCCUCCUUCCAUCUUUAUACACCCUGGAAUAAUUGCCAGUCAAUAACAGGACACAAAAAAGCAUUCACCUUCAUGUUCACAACUGAUAAACAAAACAUCCAUGAGCGUUAACGUGGAUAUUUUUGGACAGUACAUUCAUACCUUUUUGUGAACUUUUCAUUUUUAAGUCAAUCUUUUGGACCCUGUAACCAUUUUAAAUAAACAUAUGCUUUGUGUACAA
Syngnathus acus (greater pipefish) is the source of this 747-nucleotide messenger RNA. It is a transcript of the gene taf13, whose product is annotated as TATA-box binding protein associated factor 13. Gene Ontology annotation, biological process: transcription by RNA polymerase II. The coding region runs from base 85 to 459 and encodes 124 amino acids. The record is from RefSeq and is a predicted model, not a curated record. NCBI's taxonomy places the organism in Eukaryota, Metazoa, Chordata, Actinopteri, Syngnathiformes, Syngnathidae. The transcript has 2 exons. Gene Ontology annotation, molecular function: protein heterodimerization activity. Gene Ontology annotation, cellular component: transcription factor TFIID complex.